AACACUGCAAGAAGACAGGAAGUGACGUAAUCACCGUGUGCGACCUUGCAAAGCAGGACGUAAAAUAAAACAAAUAGGACACUUAAAUGUUAUUACAGCGGCACUUAGACGUGAUGUUCUAAUUGUUCUAGCAUUUCUACCAGGUUUAAGACGAUGAUCUCUCUCAUCAAGGCUGCUGUGGGCAGCGUGACCGCCGCCUGCGCCCACGGCCACCAAACCGGUCUUCUGCACAGUCAGAUAAAAGUUCUAACCGCUGGACUGAAGACAUUUGGAAUCCCUCCAGACUACAGUGACGUGGUUCUGCCAGAAAAAGUCAAACUGAAGUUUUUGAACAAGGUGCCCAAUUUAAAAAAGGUUAAGAGGGAGAUGAAGAAACUCCGGGACAUUCGAGGCCCGGCUCCAACUGCAAAUAGCUUCACAACUGGACAGUAUGCAAUAGUGGCAAUGGGAGGAGGCUACCUCCACUGGGGUCACAUGGAGAUGAUGCGUCUCACCAUCAACCGCAAGAUGGAUCCCCGCACCACGUUCGCUCGCUGGCGCAUCAAUGCUCCUUAUAAGCCCAUCACGCGCAAAGGGCUGGGUCAGCGCAUGGGCGGCGGCAAGGGGGCCAUCGACCAUUAUGUUACGCCUGUCCGCUUUGGUCGCCUCAUUGUGGAAGUGGGAGGAAAAGUGGAGCUAGCUGAAGUGGAGCAUAUUUUGACCCAAGUAGCGAAGAAACUUCCCUUUCCUGCUAAGGUGAUGAGUAAAGAAAGCCUAGAAGCCUUUCAUCAGGCCCAAGCCGAUAUGAAGGAGAACAACCAGAACCCGUGGACCUUCGAGAAGAUUGCCCUAGGAAACAUGCUUGGUAGCAGAAAGGUCCUCAGCUCGUUUGACCUAAGAUAUCAUGGACGUUUCGCAGGCAAAUUUUACAUCCCAGGAAGGGUAUGACAAACCCCGAAUGCCGUAUGUGAACUUCGCUGAAGUUUCAAGGACCUUGACUUCAAAAUGACUUUUGCAAGACUCUUCCUUUUUUCAUUUGUAUAUGUUCAUUUUCUUGGUCUGAUCCUAUCAAAUUCCUUUGAUUUUGUAUCAUCAAUAAAAUCACACAGUCAGAGUUGAAUAAA
This is a messenger RNA of Syngnathus typhle (broad-nosed pipefish), 1103 nucleotides long. It is a transcript of the gene mrpl16, whose product is annotated as mitochondrial ribosomal protein L16. The record is from RefSeq and is a predicted model, not a curated record. Lineage: Eukaryota; Metazoa; Chordata; Actinopteri; Syngnathiformes; Syngnathidae. Gene Ontology annotation, biological process: mitochondrial translation. Gene Ontology annotation, cellular component: ribosome; mitochondrial large ribosomal subunit. Gene Ontology annotation, molecular function: rRNA binding; structural constituent of ribosome. Bases 154 to 927 code for a protein of 257 amino acids. The transcript is spliced from 5 exons.